Messenger RNA from Sorex fumeus (smoky shrew), 1833 nucleotides. RefSeq names its product zinc finger protein 358 (gene ZNF358). Gene Ontology annotation, cellular component: nucleus. Bases 289 to 1833 code for a protein of 514 amino acids. The transcript is spliced from 2 exons. The record is from RefSeq and is a predicted model, not a curated record. NCBI's taxonomy places the organism in Eukaryota, Metazoa, Chordata, Mammalia, Eulipotyphla, Soricidae.
GGGCGUCGGGGCGUCGGGGCGGCGGGGCGCGGACAAAGGCUGCCCGGGGGGCGGGGGCAGCGGUGGCGGCGCGGCUGGACUACAAGUCCCAGCAGCUCCCGCUGCGGCCCUCGGCCGGCCCCUCUGGCUCCCCGGGAGCGCCUGGCGGGGCCGCUGGGCCGAGGGGGCCGCCGGCGGGGCUGGCGGGCGGGGGGCUUCCUGCAGGCCCGGGGGGCGCCGGCGGCCGGGCAGGGGCGAGGGGCGCCGGAUUGUGUCCUGGAAGGCGCGGGCACCCCGCCGCGUGGCAGCAUGCGGCGCUCCGUCCUGGUGAGAAACCCCCGCCACGGAGGGCAGCAGAACCCCCCGCCAGGAGAUCUCGAUUCCGACUCCGACCCGGACCCCACGCGGGAAGGGGAGCCGAGCCCGCUGCUCCCCGAAGACCCGGAGGACGCCAGCUCUGACGAUGCGGACCCCGUCCCCCACCCGGACUCCCCAGCGCCCCCGAGCGCCCUCCCCAUCCCCGCCGACGCGGACCCUCAGGAUUCCGACCCGGACCCCGACGUCAUCGGCCCGGUGCCCCUGAUCCUCGACCCCGACAGCGAGACCCUCAGCAGCCCCGCGCCCGCCCCGGAUUCGGACCCCCUGGCCGGCGCCUCCGAUGACGGGGACGCGCGCAGCCCCGUGCCACCUGGCACCGGCGCGGGCCCCGCCGCGCUGCCCGCGCCCGCCAGCCCGCCUCGGCCUUUCUGCUGCCCGGACUGCGGCCGCGCCUUCCGCCGCAGCUCGGGGCUGAGCCAGCACCGCCGCACGCACAGCGGGGAGAAACCCUACCGCUGCCCGGACUGCGGCAAGUCCUUCAGCCACGGUGCCACGCUGGCGCAGCACCGGGGCAUCCACACCGGCGCGCGGCCCUACCAGUGCGCCGCGUGCGGCAAGGCGUUCGGCUGGCGCUCCACGCUGCUCAAACACCGCAGCAGCCACAGCGGGGAGAAGCCGCACCACUGCCCGGUGUGCGGCAAGGCCUUCGGCCACGGCUCGCUGCUGGCGCAGCACCUGCGCACGCACGGGGGCCCGCGGCCGCACAAGUGCCCCGUGUGCGCCAAGGGCUUCGGGCAGGGUUCGGCCCUGCUCAAGCACCUGCGCACGCACACGGGCGAGCGGCCCUACCCGUGCCCGCAGUGCGGCAAGGCCUUCGGGCAGAGCUCGGCGCUCCUGCAGCACCAGCGCACGCACACGGCCGAGCGGCCCUACCGCUGCCCGCACUGCGGCAAGGCCUUCGGCCAGAGCUCCAACCUGCAGCACCACCUCCGCAUCCACACCGGCGAGCGGCCCUACGCCUGCCCGCACUGCUCCAAGGCCUUCGGCCAGAGCUCGGCGCUGCUGCAGCACCUGCACGUGCAUUCCGGGGAGCGCCCCUACCGCUGCCAGCUGUGCGGCAAAGCCUUCGGCCAGGCCUCCAGCCUCACCAAGCACAAGCGGGUGCACGAGGGCGCGGCCGCAGCGGCGGCCGCAGCAGCGGCGGCGCUGAGCCCGGCUUCGGGGCUGCGACCCGGGCCGGGCUCGUCCGUGCUCGGCCCGGCUCUGGGCCCCAGCUCCGGGCCGGGCUCGCCUCCCCAAGCCCGUCUCCCGUGCGCCCCCGAGCUGCGCCCCGGGUCGUCUGAGCCCAAACCCCGGCCGGAUGCCACGUCCGAUCGCGGGGAUGCUGCCUGGAGCCCGGUGCCCAGCCCCCAGCCCCAGCCCGGCUCAGAGUCGGGGUCUCCCGCCCACCACCCGGGCAGCCCCGCGGCGCCCCCCAACGGGGAGAGUCCCGAUUGGCAACAGGAGCCAGGGGCGCUGCUGGGGCCGGAUGGCUGA